GGCUUGGACCCGCCGCUGCACUGUGGGAACGACCUGGAGUUUGUGCAUGUCCAUUGGCACUCUCACUGCCAGGGACGCUCCUGAGCAGAGGUGGACAGCCUCAGCCAGCAGGAAAUCUCUUACGGGCCUGGAGCGGUUCUUGAGCAGGUCCUGUGACCUCUGAUCUCCUAGAGGCCUGAAGUGCUCCAUGGGCCCUGUGCUGUGUAAACAGAACGGCUGCUUCCUGCUUGGUGCUCUGGAUUAGAGGCCCUUGUGACAGGAACCUCUUGCAGUGGGGUAGCUGGCACCUGCACCCCAUAAAAGCAGCCACCCCUCUCCCUCUUUUGUCUGGCCUGAGAGCAGCAGUCCACGUCGCCUGAAGGCUCUGCGUGAGGAGACGCCAUGCUCAUGCCGCUGUGCUCCGGGGCCCUCUCUCUCCUCCUGAUGGUGGUCUCCGGCAUCGUGUGUGAUGUGCAAGAAGUCUGUGUUGGAAGCCCCGGGAUACCUGGCACUCCUGGGUCCCAUGGCUUGCCAGGCAGAGAUGGGAGAGAUGGUAUUAAAGGAGACCCUGGGCCUCCAGGCCCAAUGGGUCCCUCUGGAGGAAUGCCAGGUCUUCCUGGGCGUGAUGGGCUGACUGGAGCCCCUGGCAUCGCUGGAGAACGUGGAGAGAAGGGGGAGCCCGGUGAGAGGGGCCUUCCAGGCCUUCCAGCUUAUCUGGACGAAGAGCUCCAGACCACACUCAGUGAGCUCCAGCACCAAAUCCUGCAGUUGAUGGGAGUCCUCAGUUUGCAGGGGCUUGUGCUGGCCGUGGGAGAGAAGAUCUUCUCCACCAAUGGGCAGGCAGUCAGUUUCGAUGCCAUUAGAGAGCUGUGUGCCAGAGCAGGGGGCCAAGUCGCUGUUCCCAGGAGCCCCGAGGAGAACGAAGCCCUGGCCAGCAUCGUGACGAAGCAUAACAUUUAUGCCUACCUGGGCUUGGCUGAGGACCCCACUCCAGGAGACUUCCACUACCUGGACGGGGCUGCCGUGAACUACACCAACUGGUACCCAGGGGAGCCCCGGGGUCGAGGCAAAGAGCCAUGUGUGGAGAUGUACACCGACGGGCAGUGGAAUGACAAGAACUGCCGACAGUACCGGCUGGCCAUCUGUGAGUUCUGAGCAGGCUCAGGCCC
This is a messenger RNA of Tupaia belangeri chinensis (Chinese tree shrew), 1148 nucleotides long. RefSeq names its product surfactant protein A1 (gene SFTPA1). The record is from RefSeq and is a predicted model, not a curated record. The transcript is spliced from 5 exons. Gene Ontology annotation, cellular component: multivesicular body. Lineage: Eukaryota; Metazoa; Chordata; Mammalia; Scandentia; Tupaiidae. The coding region runs from base 382 to 1134 and encodes 250 amino acids.